CUUGUUCUGCAGUCAGCGUGUGUUCUCUAUCUCUCUCUCUCUCCUCCUCCUCUCUGCCAGAGUUUCACCUGAAGCCAUGAACGCUGGGAUCUGUGUGUGUGUGCUGCUUGCUGCCCUCUCCACCAGCAGUUGCCUUUCUCUCCCCACACACUCAGAAGAUCUCGGGCCCGUAGCGGAACACACACGCCACACCCGUGCAGCGUCCUCCAGUGGACAACUCAGCCUGCUGUCCAAAGCAGAGGAUGAUGAAGAACCCCGCAGCAGCUUGACUGAACUACUGGCCAGAAUCAUAUCCACCAAAGGUACAUAUCGCAGAAGCCCCUCUCCAAAUAGCAGGUCCAUGGGCAACAAUCACAGAAUAAAGGACAGAGAUUACUUGGGAUGGAUGGAUUUUGGCCGACGGAGCGCAGAGGAGUAUGAAUACUCCUCAUAAGAUCUUUUCAACAAAUCAUGUUAAUCAACCUGAUUAUCCAAUCGUCUGUACAGAGUCACCCAUUUUAAUGUCAAUCAAAUUACAGUCUGAGA
Sinocyclocheilus grahami is the source of this 525-nucleotide messenger RNA. Its product is annotated as cholecystokinin. The record is from RefSeq and is a predicted model, not a curated record. Bases 77 to 433 code for a protein of 118 amino acids. Gene Ontology annotation, cellular component: extracellular region; axon. Gene Ontology annotation, molecular function: neuropeptide hormone activity. Lineage: Eukaryota; Metazoa; Chordata; Actinopteri; Cypriniformes; Cyprinidae. Gene Ontology annotation, biological process: digestion. The transcript is spliced from 3 exons.